This is a messenger RNA of Didymodactylos carnosus, 930 nucleotides long. The record is from the annotation of a GenBank genome assembly. Lineage: Eukaryota; Metazoa; Rotifera; Eurotatoria; Philodinida; Philodinidae.
AUGUCGUCUAACUAUCUAUGUAACCAAACGGGAAAUUGUCCUGUAUGUCAAGAGGUUCUAAUGGUUCGAAAUUUUGGAACACAUUGUAACAAUAAACAUACACUAUUAUCAUCUAAUGAACGUCGCAACGCUUUGAAAACUUUAAAAGAAGAAUGUUCAAGAAAACGUACAGCAAAACAAGCAAAUUCAUCUAAUAUACGUGAUUUUUAUUUUGCAAAAAAACCUCGUAUUUCACAAACAGAUCCAAAAGUAUUAAAUGACAAUAAUAGUGAAGUUGUUAAUCCAGUUAUUGACAACACAUUAGCAAAUACUAAUGAAAUCAGUGCAUCUAAUGAUGGUUCAAUAACAAUAACAAAUUAUUUUAAUAUUAAUAAUUAUGAUGCAUCUUUGGACAAAAGCAUUAACAGCAACAACUUCAACGAUGAUACAAUAAUUAGGAAUACUUCUAUUUCAUCACCAUUUGAUGUUUUAACAAAUACACCUGAUAAAUCUGACGAGGAUGAUAACACAACGGAGAGUAUGGAUGCAUUUAAUAACAAUAGAACAUUUGAUAAUGUUAGCGAUAGUUGUAAUAAUAAUGAUGAUAAUAGCGAAGAUCGUGGAACAAGAAUUCACAAUGAUAGUGCUGAAGACGUUGGAUUUACAGAAGAUAUAUUGCAUGAUAAGAAAACAUCUCGGCCAACACCUAUGAAAACAAGUAUACGUGGAGUAUUAUUUGUAAAUGAUUAUGAAUUAGAUUAUGUAGAUAAACAACGAAGUUGUUUUCCAAAUAUUAACUGGGAACGUGAUACACAAAAAAACAACAGUAAAACACAUGGUAAACCAAGUUCAACAUGGUGGUCUGGUAGUCGUCAACAAUGGUUAAGAGCUGUUUGUACCAAUAACAUUUAUGGAUUAUUAUGUUCUGUUUGUGCACAAUAUACAACGUAA